This is a messenger RNA of Fusarium odoratissimum NRRL 54006, 1854 nucleotides long. RefSeq lists its product as uncharacterized. The transcript is spliced from 3 exons. Lineage: Eukaryota; Fungi; Ascomycota; Sordariomycetes; Hypocreales; Nectriaceae. The record is from RefSeq and is a predicted model, not a curated record. The coding region runs from base 1 to 1854 and encodes 617 amino acids. Gene Ontology annotation, molecular function: protein binding.
AUGAAUCUGCCUUCGAUAUCCCUCCUCCUUCUGUGGUGCUUUUUAGGCUUGUCUACUGCACAGAACGAUCCAAUCAAAGAUUUCUGCCGGAGAUGGGGCCACCAGACGGCUGUAGUUGAUCGAAAGCUGUAUAUUGAUGGGGGUUUAAUUAACUUCCAGCCAUCAGCAGAAAAUGCAAGCUACACAAAUCUUACAUAUAAUGACCUUAGUUCGGUAUCGGAGCAUGGAAUGCCACCAUUCUAUACCAACCUUUCGAAGAGCAAUAGUAUACCGAGCGUGCAUGGCGGCAUCCUGUGGGAGGACUCUGUGAAUAAGCGGCUAUACCUGUACGGCGGCGAAUACUACAGAAAACCCCCUCCACCCUUCAGAUUAUACAGCUAUGAUAUUCUCUACAACACCUGGAAGUCACUUCGUCGUCCCCCAGAAGAAAUUAAAGCGGCUAGCUAUGGAGCUGGCGUCUCAAUUCCUGAAAGGGGAGAGGCAUACUACUACGGUGGAUGGCUAAGUAAUGCAUCCGUUAAAGGAUGGAAAGGUCCACCGAGGGCCUCCAAUGGAUUAAUAACAUAUUAUAUGGAUAUUAAUCACCUCCAGAACCUUGAGGGACCAGACCAUAUUGGUAGAGCAGAAGGGGUAAUGGUCUAUAUCCCAAUCGGAGAUCUUGGGGUACUAGUCUACUUUGGUGGUAGUAAGGACCUAUAUGGAAAUGGAACCUUAACACCACAGCCCUUGAAUGAAAUCUUCUUGUUUGAUAUCGCGAACCAGAUAUGGUACACCCAGAAGACUUCCGGCAGCACUCCCCAGAACAGGAGGCGCUUCUGCGGCGGCGUGACCUGGGAUAAAGAUCGGUCUAGCUAUAAUAUCUAUAUCUAUGGUGGCGCAGGCUUCCCUCCAGACACUAUAGGCUACGACGAUCUAUAUAUCCUUACUCUCCCAACUUUCCAGUGGAUACGGGGCCCCUACCUAUCCUACAAUAAUGGCACUGGAACCUAUCCCAAAAGUAUGAUGAGUUGCAAUGUGGUCGAUAAUGCACAGAUGCUCGUUAUUGGUGGCACCUACUUGAAUGCCACUGAAGACAUAUGCGAUGUCCCUAUCAUCCAAGGAGUACACAAUAUUGACUUAGGCAAACAAAACCAGGACAACGUCAUCUGGGCGGAGUAUAAUCCCGACUUAACUACCUAUGUCGUACCCACUGAUAUCCUAAAGGCUGUGGUGGAUUAUGACGGUAGCGGAACGACUAAGACGGUGCCAGUCAGCGGAUUUGACACUUUAGAUGUGGCCGUCAUAAUGAAACGCACGGCGCGGUCGGUAUCAAGAGCCGCGACGCGUCCAACUGACAGCACUGCCACCGCGACGCGCCCAGCUGGUAACAAUACCCCAGCGUCUAAGCCUCCAAUACACUCAAGCAUACGAUCACCAUAUCUAAGUGCAGGGAGUAUAGCAGGCAUUGCGGUAGGCUGUAUCAUGGUUCUAGUCCUCGCGCUGGUGGGAUGUUUCUUUCUUACCUACCGCCGAAAGAAAUACUAUAACCAUAAUCAGGAGGCGACAGAGCCAUCAAUCCCUGCUGAGCUGGCGAGUGAGACUAGGCUGCCCUACAGAGAUUGGAGGAUAAGUCUCAUUGGGAGUAAGUUCCGGAGCGUUAGCUCUCGGGAUGCACCUGUUGAGCUGGCAUGUGAGAGGGAGCAAGAUCAUGGACGCCAGAGCAUUGCUCCCAUAAGCGGCACAAUUGAGAGUGGCUCUGGGGACGCACCUGUUGAGCUGGCAUGUGAAAGGGAGCCAAAGCAUGGAAGUGAGAGUAUUGACCCUACCAGCAGUAGAACUAAGAGUGGCUCAGAGGCUGCCGCUGGUAAUAACUAA